UGUUAAACAAUUGACCCCUCCACACUAUCCAAGAUCCGUUGUUGCCGACAACGUCCUAUUUUCUUAGUUUUAAAUACUUUUCAUACUAAAGUUAGUCACACAUGAUGCUAACAAUUAGCAAUACAUAUUCUUUUUGAAUUUGACUAGUUGAACAAGCUAAAUGACUCAAUAGAUCACCUUAGAUAAAAUGACUAGUGUUAGCUUAAGAAAUCACAAGCUAGGAUGGCAGAGGUGAAACUACAUGGAUUUUGGUAUAGUCCUUUUACUUUAAGGGUAGUAUGGACCCUAAAUCUAAAGGGUAUACCAUAUGAAAACAUAGAGGAAGAUCGCUUCAAUAAGAGUCCCCAACUUCUUCAAUAUAACCCAGUACACAAGACGAUUCCGGUACUAGUUCAUGAUGGAAAACCCAUAUGUGAGUCCAUGAUCAUUAUUGAAUACAUCGAUGAAAUAUGGCCACAAAACUCAUUGCUUCCAGCUGAUCCUUAUGAUAGAGCUCAAGCCCGAUUUUGGGUUAAAUAUAUCGAUGAAAUGAUUUCGUCACUUUUAGCAUUCAGUCAUAGCAAAAGUGGUGAAGAACGAGAGAAGGCCAAAGAGAAUAUAUGGGAACGACUUGGAGUCGUCGAGGAGAAGUGUUUGGGUGAUGAGAAUAAAUUUUAUGGAGGAGACAACAUUAACAUUGUAGACAUCGCUCUCGGAUCUUUUGUCAAACUUAUUAAGGUUCUAGAAGAUACGUUUGAAGUGGAGAUCUUGCAAACUGAGAGAUUCCCCCACUUGCAUUUAUGGUUUAAUAAUUUCAAGGAUGUUCAAGUCAUCAAAGAAAAUACUCCUGGCGAAGAGAAGUUGGUGGCUUUAUUAAAGCCUACUUUUGAAAAAAUCUUUACAUCUUGAGAAAAGUAUGGCUUUUAUGAAUUGAUAUGUAAAACAUUUGUAUCUUCAUGGGUCAUAUGUACUACACGGCUAAUAAAUUUAUAAGUUAGUUAAUUACUGCA
Cicer arietinum (chickpea) is the source of this 989-nucleotide messenger RNA. The record is from RefSeq and is a predicted model, not a curated record. Lineage: Eukaryota; Viridiplantae; Streptophyta; Magnoliopsida; Fabales; Fabaceae.